AAAACACUACAGAGAAGAAGACAUUUGCACAAAAAGCGUGACGUGGUACACACUAUAUCUCAAAAAUGAAUGACCGACAUGUUUUUAGUUGAUGAUAGUUUAAUCAAAUAUUUAUCAAAAUGAUGCAGUUUAUGUUACUGUUCAGCCGACAGGGCAAACUGCGGCUUCAGAAGUGGUAUGAAGCUCACACAGACAAGCAGAAGAAGAAGAUAACCCGAGAAUUGGUUACCAUGGUGUUGUCAAGAAAGCCAAAGAUGUGCAGUUUCCUCGAGUGGAAGGAUCUGAAAAUAGUUUAUAAAAGAUAUGCUAGUCUGUAUUUCUGCUGUGCUAUUGAGCCGGAGGACAAUGAGUUGCUGACGUUGGAGAUAAUCCACCGAUACGUUGAACUUCUCGACAAGUACUUUGGUAGUGUGUGUGAACUUGACAUAAUCUUCAACUUUGAGAAGGCAUACUUCAUGCUGGACGAGUUUCUCCUCGGAGGUGAGGUCCAGGAGACUAGCAAGAAGAACGUUCUCAAGGCCAUCGCCGCUCAGGAUCUUUUGCAAGAGGACGAGGCUAUAGAAAGUGCACUAAAGGAGUAUGGAUUAACAUAAUCGUCACUUUUGUCCAUUCAUCUGCCAAGGAGGAAACCCCACAAGGCUUCUUUGAGGACCACGGAUUAGGCUGAGAUGGCUGCAUGGUCACAUGACUGUCACAUGAUCUCCAUUUUAGGAAUAGCAAAAAACAAGCAAAAAAAACAACAAAACAAACAAACAAUAGACUUGGUUUACUUUGUUGGUGAAAUUAAUGUGCCACUUUGAAAAACUCCUUACCCAAAGCAUGGCGGUUCACCUAUUUUCUUUUCAUCAUCGAUGUAUUGUGUGUUUUUCACUUUGUUGAAUAUUAUUAUUAUUAAGCUUUUUCUUUGUUAUUUUGUUAAUAUAUUUUUUGGUGCCGACUUUUUAUUCUUAUUUUUUCAUUUGGUGUUUGUUAUUAAAAAAAAGUAUUAUUGAUGCUUUUAUUUAUCUGCAUUCAUGACAGUGACUAAAUGCAGUUAAAGUACAUUCCAGUUAAAAGAUAUUAGUUUUAUUAAUUUUGUAAACAUUAGUUAGUGUGAUUUGGUUUUAAAUGUACCGUAUGUAUGGCGUAAUUGUUGUAUUCAAUAAGCUCUCCAUUUCAGUUUAUAUGAAAUGUUUAUUACUGUUGUUGUUGACACAAAAUGGGAUGCACUAUAACUUAAUUGUUCUGGGUACAGUUAUGCAGGGUUGAUACAGGAAUUUUAAAAGGGGCUGUGUUCAGUUAUGUAGAGUGGAUGCAAGGAUUUGAAAGGGGGUGAUACCUUUUAGUGGGCUAAGCACUGGGUUUUGAGCACAUGCUGACCCUACAUUUUGGACUGAUACCAGUGGUGGAUCCAGAAAAUCCAUUUGGGGGUGGGGUGGGUGGGGGUGGAUUCCAAUGACCAAAGGCCACAAACAUUCCCAAAGGGAUUUCACAGAUUCUCUCAUUAAAAAAAAUGAAAAUGAAAAUAUAACACUCACAAACUUUAGGGUGGGUCCAGUUCCCCAUGGGGGUCCCCCUUUAGAUCUGUCACUAGAUACAUCAAAGGUAGUAAACAAUGACUGACAAAAUGGGGGUGGGUGGGAAGUUCUCCUCAGUAACUUCUUGGUCACUGCAUUAAUACACUGUGGUACCGAUCUGAACAUCACAUAUAAAACUGUAAUAGAAGGGAAAGUGUUAGACUUUGUCUGACCAGUAGUUUGUAAAAUACACUGAUCAACAAAAGAACCGCAAAUAUUAAUUCAGUUUUCCUUUUUUUCUUUUUAAGUUAUUCCGAUUAAAUCUCGUUAGUUUUUGUGUGUAUUACAAUUACCAUUUGUGUUGUGAACAUUUUGGGUCUCUUUUUUUUUUUUAAAGUCUGUUUAUCAAAUUAAUUUUGUGAUGAAAUAUAAAUAUAUAUAUAUAUAUAUAUAUAUAUAUAUAUAUAUAUAUAUAUAUAUAUAUAUAUUUAUUUGAGUUUACAAGUCAGUGUAACAUUUUAGAUAGUGACAAAACAAGCCAGCUCCUGCCAUAUUGAUUACUUGUGAUUGGCUGCAAAGUAUUUUUUUCAUAUAUACAUCAUGUAUACCAUUGCCAUCACCUUUAAUAUACUGGUAAUCAAGUACUGGUUGGAAUGGGAAAUCCUUGAUGCAGGGGGAUACUUCAAUCAGGAAAGUGCUCCAUUCACUGAACCAUAUCUUGCACAUACAGUUUGCAUAUUGGCACAUGUAACCUUGUGACCACUGAGAUCAGUAUGUUGUAACUGGGCAACCUCUGAGGCUAGUAUGUUGUAACCUGGCAACCUCUGAGGCUAGUAUGUUGUAACUGGGCAACCUCUGAGACUAGUAUGUUGUAACUGGGCAACCUCUGAGACUAGUAUAUUGUAACUGGGCAACCUCAGACUAGUAUGUUGUAACCUGGCAACCUCUGAGACUAGUAUGUUGUAACCUGGCAACCUCUGAGGCUAGUAUGUUGUAACCUGGCGACCUCUGAGGCUAGUAUGUUGUAACCUGGCGACCUCUGAGGCUAGUAUGUUGUAACCUGGCAACCUCUGAGGCUAGUAUGUUGGUAUUUUGGCACAUCAAUAUUUUCAAAAUGUCAGUUGGUUUGAUGAUCAUUAUAAUUACUUGUAUUCAGUGAAGAAACAAAAAAGACAGGGGUGGGGGGAUAUAUAUAUAUAUAUAUAUAUAUAUAUAUAUAUAUAUAUAUAUAUAUAUAUAUAUAUAUAUAUAUAUAUAUUCAUGUGAUCUUAUUUUACAUGCAUCACAUUGUCUUGAAAGUGGAGUUGGUUGUGAACUGGUUCAAUUAAUGCUUAUUAAUGCUUUCUUGGAUGUCAGAAAGUUAAUUUAAUGUUUAUUUUGAUAAAUUAUUUUACAAGAUAAAAUGAUUAUUGUUUUGCUUACUUAUGAUCUAAUGUCAUUUGGUAAAUGUGUUUUGGUUGACAGCUUAAGUUUCAUUCUUGAAAUAGCCAAUCAGUAGAUGUACAUCAUGUAUGCGUAUGUAUAUUUCAAGCAAGAAACAAUAAGUAACUGACUAUGUACGGUAAAUACUUUGUCACCAUUUCAUUGUUUUGCUUUAAUGUGUUACUUUUCCGAUAUAAGCAUCAACUGUUACAUUUACUUGUAGCUCUGUUUCGUUUUGGUUUUGUUUAGCUCAAUUUUUUACCAAAUGUAAGGGUUAGAUAAAUGAAAUUUGGUUUAUAGUAGCAUUUGUGAAUGUUCAUCUCUAUGUUAAAAAUUUUUUUUAAAUGUACCACAGUGAAACUCCUUUAAACUGGACAUCCAUGGGACCAAGUAAAAAGUCUGGGUCUUUUGGGGUAUCUGGCUUAAAGAGGUUAUGUUCUGUACAUUUAAAAGGGACCAUGAAAAACAUCCAUAUUUGAAAGAAUUCUGGUUUACAGAGGGUCUGGUUUUGAAGGGGUUUCACUGUAUAUUAAAUUUAAAUAAAAAAAUAAAAAUAUAUAUAUAUAUAAAAUAAAAAAAUACUGAAUGUUACAUAAGAGAUUAACUCUUUGUUUGUCCAAUCAGUUUAUGAUAGGUGAAAUGUAAUACUAUGGAAUGCUUGUUUUUGUUCCAUCCAACUUGUACUUGGUGUUAUGCACUUACAUGACAUAAAUAAAUAAACACGAGGUGAGAA
Messenger RNA from Gigantopelta aegis, 3651 nucleotides. Its product is annotated as AP-1 complex subunit sigma-2. Gene Ontology annotation, molecular function: clathrin-cargo adaptor activity. The record is from RefSeq and is a predicted model, not a curated record. Gene Ontology annotation, cellular component: AP-1 adaptor complex; intracellular membrane-bounded organelle; membrane coat. The transcript is spliced from 6 exons. Gene Ontology annotation, biological process: intracellular protein transport; vesicle-mediated transport. The coding region runs from base 120 to 593 and encodes 157 amino acids. Lineage: Eukaryota; Metazoa; Mollusca; Gastropoda; Neomphalida; Peltospiridae.